GUGAAACGAAUGAAAAUUUCCUUUUAACAGCUUUUAUUUCCUCGUAUUUUGUGGUUUUAUGAAUGGCUUGAAUCCAGAUAUGUCACUUGGAGGCAAAACACAAGACGAGAAGGGAGCGAGCGGGGGAGGCCCAUCUCCAUCAUGAGCCGCAGCAGGGCUGUGAGUUGGGAACAAUGUGCAGCUUCCUGAGCCCCAAACAGGCCAUCGGUCCGGGCCUGACCGACAUGCAGCAGUACCACCAGUGGCUGACCAGUCGGCAUGAAGCAAGCCUGCUGCCCAUGAAGGAGGACCUCGCCCUCUGGCUCAAUAAUAUUCUCAGUCUGGAACUCACAGCUGAGAGCUUCAUGGACCGCUUGGACAAUGGUGUCCUGCUGUGCCAGCUGGCUGAGACACUGCAGGAGAAAUUCAGGGAAAGCAGUGCAGACCCGUCCAUCCUGAGCAACAACAAGACUAUUCCCAACCGGAGGAUACCGUGUCGGCGGAGUGCUCCAUCUGGAUCCUUCUUUGCACGUGACAACACUGCCAACUUCCUGGCCUGGUGUCGAGGGGUUGGAGUUGGAGAGACCUGUUUGUUCGAGUCCGAGGGUUUGGUUCUGCACAAGCAGCCACGAGAAGUUUGCCUCUGUCUACUUGAGUUGGGUAGGAUAGCAUCCAGGUACAAUGUGGAGCCCCCUGGUCUUAUUAAACUGGAGAAGGAGAUUGAACAGGAAGAGACAGCACCACUACCCCCUCCUUCUCCUGCAUCCCCAGUUCAGGCUCUCCCUCCAUCUCCCCCAUCGUCUCCCUCCCCGUCUCCAUCCCCCACACCAACUCCCGCCAAAGUCACUUCCACAAAGAAAAGCACAGGAAAGCUGCUUGAUGAUGCUGUCAGACAGAUCGCUAAUGAUCCGCCCUGCAGGUGUUCAAAUAAAUUCCACGUUGAGAGACACUCACAGGGUCGAUACCGUGUUGGGGAGAAAAUGCUGUUUAUCCGAAUGCUGCACAACAAGCAUGUGAUGGUGCGAGUGGGAGGAGGCUGGGAGACGUUCGAGAGCUACUUGCUGAAACACGACCCCUGCCGCACCAUGCAGUUUUCCAGGGUGGAGGGCAAGACGUCCCCUGUCAGCAGCAAGUCCCCGGACAUAAAGGAGCUGAGCCCGGACAGCUACCUGGUGGUGGCAGCUCACUACCGGGGCAAGAAGUGAGCACAGCUGUAAAUGACUGAAGCCAAACACUUAGGUGAUCAGAGGAGCCAUGUUUGAUAUUACAUUGUUGCCUUUUUUACUCAGUAAAAAAAUGCCUUUUUUUUUUUACUUUUCUUGCGCAUUCAUUGAGUUUUUUCAUGAUCAUUGUAUUCUACACAUGUUGUCUUCUGUGUCACAUUUAAAGAGGUUUGAUGUCAAGACGUAUUCGGUCAAGUUUCUCCUGUGUCUUGGAGCAUCGCACUCAAAUAUGGACGCAUUAUUUUUCUGUGCCAAUAUGUGAUGCUAAAUGUUUUGUAAAAGGUGAAUAAAUCAA
Molecule: messenger RNA, 1497 nt
Organism: Synchiropus splendidus (mandarinfish)
Lineage: Eukaryota; Metazoa; Chordata; Actinopteri; Syngnathiformes; Callionymidae
Gene: gas2a
Product: growth arrest-specific protein 2
Exons: 8
Coding region: 174-1184 (336 amino acids)
Biological process (GO): actin crosslink formation
Cellular component (GO): actin filament
Molecular function (GO): actin filament binding; microtubule binding; cytoskeletal adaptor activity
Source: RefSeq, a predicted model, not a curated record